AUGCUUGGCAUUGGUGGCAAGCUGGUCGGCAUAGUUGGCAGGCUUGGAAGCGGCGGCAAAGUAGUCUUGGGCAACGUUGGUUGGGUGGCAGGAAGCGUCGGCAGUGUGGGCUGGGGCAGGGUCGUCGGGAUGGCGGGCAUGGGUGGCAUGGCGACCUUAGGCAAUGUUGGCAUGGUGGGCAUGGGUGGCAUGGUGACCUUAGGCAAUGUGGGCAUGGCGGGCAAUGGAGGUAGCGACCCUGGUUUCGGUAAAGUUGGUAUGGUGGGAAGAGUCGGUAUGGAUGGCAUGGUUGCUUGUAGCAGAUGA
This is a messenger RNA of Eucalyptus grandis, 306 nucleotides long. RefSeq names its product 60 kDa chaperonin 1-like. The coding region runs from base 1 to 306 and encodes 101 amino acids. The record is from RefSeq and is a predicted model, not a curated record. NCBI's taxonomy places the organism in Eukaryota, Viridiplantae, Streptophyta, Magnoliopsida, Myrtales, Myrtaceae. The transcript has a single exon.